Molecule: messenger RNA, 1044 nt
Organism: Helobdella robusta
Lineage: Eukaryota; Metazoa; Annelida; Clitellata; Rhynchobdellida; Glossiphoniidae
Exons: 8
Coding region: 1-1044 (347 amino acids)
Biological process (GO): sodium ion transmembrane transport
Cellular component (GO): membrane
Molecular function (GO): ligand-gated sodium channel activity
Source: RefSeq, a predicted model, not a curated record
AUGAAAAAUGUAGGACUUUCGAUAAUUUUCAACGUGGAGCAGUCAGAAUACAUCGGAGAGACGACACAUUCGGCAGGUUUGAAGGUGGUUGUUCACCAGCCGAGCCGCAUGGCCUUCCCAGAAGAUGAUGGCAUCCUUGUGUCUCCCAAUGCUCUCACUCAUAUUUCAGUCACCAUGAGUAAAACAAAAAAAAUGAACGGGUUAUAUGGGAAUUGUACAGACGAGAAUGAGCCAGGUAAGGAGCCGACCAUGUAUCAAAAAUAUUUUAACGCUUCCUACUGCGAGAAGGGAUGUUUAUUUACGUGUUUGAAUGAUGAAAUAAUAAAAACCUGUGGUUGCAUCGACACGAAGUUUCCUCUCGUUAAUAAGAAAAACAGCACCCUUCAGCCGUGUUCAGUCGAUAACGACACUUCAACAAAAUGUUCUAAAAAGAUAUGGGAGGAAUAUGAAAAAGAUGGCCUGCCUUGUAAUGCAGGUUGUACCAUCUCCUGCAGUGAAACUCUCUACAAACCCGUUAUAAGCAGAGAAAUUUGGCCUUGUAAAAAUUAUCUGAAAGAGAUGGAGAAAUUGAAUAGAAAUAUUUACAACCGUUACAACCAGAGCGGACAGGACCUGGGGCAGUUCAUCGUCUUCAUUCAGGAUUUCAGCUACACCAGCAUCGAGGAGUCACCGGCUUAUGAGGUUCAGCAAUUCAGUUCGGACAUAGGGGGCAUAUUGGGUCUUUACAUCGGAUUUUCAAUACUGACCAUUGCUGAGUUUGCAGAACUGGCUAUUGACAUUUUGGCAAUUGUUAGCUAUCAAGUCCUUGUCAAGAUUAAAUCAAUUGUUCUAAACUGGAAACGAGAGAAAAGAAUACAGAAUUGCAAUCGCGUUAAUCCUAUUAAAAGAUUCCGCUGUUCAGUGAAGAUGAUAAACAUGGAGGAAGAGGAGGAGGAAGAAGAAGAGGAUUACCAGGUGGGUACCCUUGGUGGGCCUCGCGCUGGUAGAGAAUGUUCAGGGAGGAAGGCCCAUGAUAAGCAAGAUAUGACUCCAGUUCAUAUUUAA